Molecule: messenger RNA, 2890 nt
Organism: Paramecium sonneborni
Lineage: Eukaryota; Ciliophora; Oligohymenophorea; Peniculida; Parameciidae
Source: the annotation of a GenBank genome assembly
AUGAAUUAUUAAAUACUGUUUUAUACUCAAAUCAUUCAAAACAUUUGGUGGAUAAUAUGUUCAUGGAUAUUUUAUUAGCAUAAUGAUUAUUACCUUUGUAUUCUUUCUGUAAGUAGUAUUGUUAUACGGAUUACAAUAAUAAUUUUAGAAAGAAAAAUUGCUCAUACAUUUGUUUUAGCAAUUUUAUAUUUGCUUUAAAAUUGCUUAUAUACAGAGGCAAGUAUAAGAAUGCCUUUGAAUAAUCCUUUUACAAACCAUUCAAAUUCUUUGAUGAUAAUAAUCAACUAUGAACAUGCUAACAAAGAAUAAAAAGAAAAUAUUUAAAUAAUUUCAAAGUUCGGUUUUCCGAUAUUUUGUUUGUUAAGAAUAAUAUCAAUGACAUUUAUUGAAACAAAUUAUUCAAUUUUAGAAAGCUGCAUAGUAAUUUUUAUUUUUAUAUGUUUGAUAACAAAGGAUGAAUUAAAAAAAAAAAAAUAAAAAAUUUUCAAUACAGUGAAAGACCCAGGAUCUUAAGAUUAACAUAAUUUCAAUUAAAAAUUUUUAAGUUUUAUCUAAUAAGAUUCUAAAAGAUUAUCUUUGGGAGCAUCUUUUAAGAAAAGUAGAACUCAUUAUUCAUAGCAUCAAGAGAAACCAGAAGACUUUUAAAAUAUCCCAUUAUACAAUGAUCCUAGAACUAUGGAGGAAAAUAUAAAAACUUCUUUAUAGUUUUAGAGCUUAAAAAAAAGUUUAAACAAAAAAGUAUCAACUAUAAGUGCAGAUAAAUCAGAUUAGUAGUUACAUACAUUCUUUUAAAAUAUAAUAAAUAAUAUAUUUUCAGCAGGUGUAGUAAUUCUUAAUCAAAAUUAAAAAGUAACACUUAUGAAUAAUAAAUGUGAAAAACUAUUAGGUUAAAGAGGAAGUGAAAAAGUAGUAGAAUGUUUAAAAAAAAUAAUUAUUACAAAUUCUUUACAUGAAAAUGAUGAAUCUCCAUUAGAACAAGUUCCUCCAAGGUCUUAAGCUAAAAUGAACAAAGUAACUUUUGAAAGAAUUCUUAAAUAUUAUCAUGAGAACUAAUUAGAAUUAGAUAUAUUUGAUGCAUUUCUAUUUCCACAAAAAUAUCUGCAUUAAUUCUAUCAAAAUUUAUCUCCUCAUUCUGAACUUGAUUAAAGAAGUAGUCUUUCAGAAUCAAUAAAUGAAACAUUUUUAUAAAGAAAAGAUGCUGUAACUUAUGAACAUAUGAUUAGUGGAGAAAAUGGCAUUUUAAAGAAAUUAAGAAUAGUUAUUAUACCCACUUAUAUGACAAAUGCUCAACAAGAAUAACUCUCUUAUCCUUCAUAUUAAAAAGUUCAUAUAAGUAAAACUGCAAUAUAAGCAGAAAGUGUACAACCUAUUAUAGUAAUUAAAAUAAAAAAUAUAACUAAAAAACAUAAGAUAGAAUAAAUGAAUAAAGAAAAAGAGAUACAUAAUUCUUUACUCAAAUCUUUUUCACAUGAAUUAAAAACUCCUUUAAAUAGUAGUCAAGAUAUGCUUAUGAUAUUAAAAGAUAAGAUUAAGGAUCCUUUACUUUUAGAGUAUGUUGAGAUUGCUCACAUAUCAAUUAUAUUUUUAAUCCAUUAAAUUAAUGAUAUUUUAGAUUAUGCAGCUAUGUAAUCAAACACAUUUAAAUAUAGAUAUUUUGAAUUUAAUUCACGUGAAAUUGUUGAUGAAAUUAAAUAUAUAUAUUCUAAACAAUUAAAUUCAAAAAAAAUUGAGUUGUAAGUUAAAUUUGAUGAAAAAUAAAUUGGCAAUAUUAGAUCAGAUAAAUAAAGAAUAAUGUAAGUAUUAAUCAAUUUAUUAAAUAAUUCUUGUAAAUUUACACCUGAAGGUGGUAAAAUUGUUUUUUCUUUAAAAUUAAUAGAUUAUUCUUUUAUUAAACUUUAAGUUAAAGAUUCUGGUGUUGGGAUUGGUUCAGAUUAAUUAUAAAAUUUAAGAAAAGUUUUGACUAGUUCAAUGGGGAAGAGUCUUCAUAGAUCAAGAAUCAAAAAAAGUUUAGGUUUGGGAUUAAAUAUUUCUGCAAGAAUUGUUGAAGGUUUGAUAAAAAAAAAUGAUGGAACAUUAGAAAUUAUUUCAAAAAAUAAAAAUGAAGGAACAAAAAUAUAUUUUAUAAUAGAGAAUCUUUUAAUUUGUAGAGAUGAAUCUGUUAGAAAUCCAAUGAUUUCUGAAUAUACAAAUAAAAAUAAUACUUAUAAAUAAUAAAUGUCUUAAUAUGAAGGUAGUCAUUGUAGUUAAAUUUUACCACUUUUAAAAUAAUUAUCUGAAAAUUCAAAAUUUGAACCUUAAUCUCCUUCUAAAAAAAGUAGAACAAAUAAAAGUAAAUUUUUUAAUAUGUAUCCAAUAAAUUAAGAAGAAAGUUCUUUAGAUAUGGCAGAUAAUUAUUCAUAACAUAUAGAAUUACCUAUAAGUCCUGAAUAUUUUAUUUAUAAGGAAGUAAUUGAUUUAAAGAAACAAAAGAUUCCUUAAUGUUAAUUCUGUGCAAAAGUACUUAUAGUUGAUGAUAUUCCUUUUAAUUAGAUAGCAUUAAGAGCACUUCUUCUACAUUACAAUAUUAAAGUUGAAUAAGCAUAUGAUGGUUAUUAAGCAAUAGAUUUAGUUAAGAAAUAAUUAGAUAAACAUUGUUAAUAUUAUACAUUAAUUUUUAUGGAUAUAGAAAUGCCUGGUAUAAAUGGCUUUUAAGCUACUAAAGAUGUAAAAUAAUAAAAUAAAUUAGAUACUUAAAAUUACUUUUGAUCAGACAUAUAUUAUAAUGUGUUCUGCAUAUGACACUGAAGAAAAUUUUAGAGAAGGGGAAUCAGUAGGAAUGGCUGAGUUUCUACCUAAACCUGUCAACUAAAAAGAGUUAGAAAGAAUAUUAUAUAGAUUUGGUUUUCUAUGA